This is a messenger RNA of Hippoglossus stenolepis (Pacific halibut), 3307 nucleotides long. It is a transcript of the gene mindy2, whose product is annotated as MINDY lysine 48 deubiquitinase 2. The record is from RefSeq and is a predicted model, not a curated record. Gene Ontology annotation, molecular function: cysteine-type deubiquitinase activity; K48-linked deubiquitinase activity; cysteine-type carboxypeptidase activity. Gene Ontology annotation, cellular component: cell periphery; cytosol. NCBI's taxonomy places the organism in Eukaryota, Metazoa, Chordata, Actinopteri, Pleuronectiformes, Pleuronectidae. Gene Ontology annotation, biological process: protein K48-linked deubiquitination. The coding region runs from base 99 to 2060 and encodes 653 amino acids. The transcript is spliced from 9 exons.
UGACGUCACUCGCAGAGUUGUCAUGGCGUCUUUGGGACCGAAGGUGCUGCUGCUGCAAUUUAGCUAAAAAACAAGCUGUCGACGGUGCGUGAGCCGACAUGGAGAAAAAUGCAAACCUGCACCGAGACGCCGACGGGAGCUCCGUGUGCGCCACGAUCGCGCCGGAGAUGGGCGACGUCUCGGUCGGCGGCGGAGUGAAAGGAGCCGCCGAGAAAUGCAGGAAUAGUGCGGCUCCCCUCGGUACUUUGGUGGACGCUAGUUGUAGUGACAGCACCGCGGACGUUGCUGCUCCCGGCGCCGCUCCUGUCACGUCCAUCGUCGGGAAGCCUGACGCGUCGGUGCCGGUCCAGGUCCCCCCCGCGCAGGAGGCUGCGAAACCCGAGGGGAGCGGAUCUGGGUCCGGGGAUCGGAUCAGUAACGGGAUGGGGCAUGACUCGGUGCUGCUGGCCGCAGGAGAUAGAGAGGGUGGUGCCUCAAAGUUAGUAAACAACACAAGCGAUGGAGCGUCCUCGCCUCCCGCAAAGGAGAGCGCAGGUUCGGCUUGUGCGGGAAGUGAAGCGACUAAACUUGCCAAGCCGACGCAUCUGUGUCCGGACAACGCGACCACGGCGGACGGUAAGUCCGGCGAUCGCACCUUAUCGGAGGGAUUGCCGAGUGGGAGUGACCGCGAUCCCAGCCUCGGCGGAGAGUCCCGAAGCAUCGAUUCACUCGAGUCCUUCUCCAACCUCAACUCGUGCCCCAGCUCGGACCUGAACAGCGAGGGGCUGGAGGACCGGGGGCUGGCCCUGGCCCUGCAGGGCGAGUACGGGGCCGAGGGGUCGAAGACCGCCUGCAGCAAGGACCGGGCCGCCGGACAGUCCAUAUACCACAUUAAGUGGAUCAAGUGGAGGGAGGAGAACACCCCGAUCAUCACCCAGAACGAGAACGGCCCGUGUCCAUUACUGGCAAUUAUGAAUGUCCUUCUGCUCGCAUGGAAGGUUAAGAUGCCACCCAUGAUGGAGAUCAUAACCGCUGAGCAGCUGAUGGAGUAUCUAGGAGACUACAUCCUGGAAACCAAGCCUAAAGAGAUAACUGAGGCUCAGCGGCUAAACUAUGAGCAGAACAUGAGUGAUGCCAUGGCCGUGUUGCACAAGCUGCAGACCGGUCUGGAUGUGAACGUGAAGUUCACGGGGGUGCGAGUCUUCGAGUACACCCCAGAAUGCAUUGUGUUUGAUCUGCUGGACAUCCCCCUUUACCACGGCUGGCUGGUCGACCCCCAGAUGCAUGACAUUGUCAAGGCAGUGGGCAACUGCAGCUACAACCAGCUGGUGGAGAAGAUAAUAUCCUGCAAACAGUCAGACAACAGCGAGCGGGCAGGUGAAGGCAUCGUAGCGGAGCAGUUCCUGAGCAACACAGCCACUCAGCUGACGUACCAUGGCCUAUGUGAGCUCACAUCCACCGUACAGGAGGGAGAGCUCUGUGUCUUUUUCAGGAACAACCACUUCAGCACCAUGAUCAAAUACAAGGGCCAGCUGUACCACCUGGUUACAGACCAAGGUUUCCUGACAGAGGAGAAGGUCGUCUGGGAGAGUCUGCACAACGUCGACGGAGAUGGCAACUUCUGUGACUCCGAGUUCCGGUUGCGGCCGCCCUCCGAUCCAGAGACGGUGUACCGCGGCCAGCAAGAUCAGAUAGACCAGGACUACCUGAUGGCGCUCUCACUGCAGCAGGAGCAGCAAAGCCAGGACCUACAGUGGGAGCAGCUCCCCGAGGGCAUCAGCGACCUCGAGCUGGCGAAGAAGCUUCAGGAGGAAGAGGACCGACGAGCCUCCCAGUACUACCAGGAGCAAGAGCAGGAGCAGGCGGCGGUGGCGGCGGCGGCAGCGGCACAGGGCCAGCAGGAGGCUGCGGAGGGAGACGAGGCGGACAGAGGAGGUGCAGGGGCAGGUGGUGCAGCAGCCGGCGCCGGGACGGCAGCAGCAGCAGCUGGAGCCACGCCCAGCCCGGGAAAGCAGUCCUCAAGUGGGGAGCGCAAAACCAAGAAAGAAGCGAAGGAUAAAGACAAAUGUGUUAUUUUGUAACAUACAGCGUGUCUGUGUGUGUGAGUGUGUGUGUGUGUUUUGUGCAUUUGCUAAUCUGUGAGGAAAGGGACAGCAUUUGUUUCUCCGUGGAAUGGACACACAACUCGGAGCCCCACUGGAUGACAAACAAGGGAAGGAGACAAUUUAGGAGAGACUAAGAGAGGAUUUGCUGUUCCCAAACCACUGGUGCCUGCUAUCCUCUAAACCUAGACAUCAGAGGAAGGGACACGACAACAACAACUACCCCUUAUCUUUCAUAGAGUCGGCCAAACUUUGUUACAAGUUGCACAGUGCACUAUAUUUGUGAUGUGGGGUCAAAUUUAUCUGGGUUGGUAUAUUUUAUAGCAAAAAUAUAUAAUCUUAAGAAACAAAAUGUUAUGCUUUCACCAUAAUCUUUUCCAAAAAAACACCCAUCGUACAUUUCACUAAUUUUUCAUUAUUGCAGUUUAUAAGCUUUUUUUUUUUUUUUUUUUACUUGUACUAAAUAUUUACAAAACGUUUGUAGACAAAAACCCACAUGUUUGUAUUGUUUUUUGUAAGUUUACUGUCGAUGCCAAGAUUCACAUUUUAUUUAUGUCUCUGUGUAACACAAAGCUUUUGGGAGCAUUUUUUUUUUUUUCUUUAAGCUGAAAGGGAUUUCUUUUGUUGAUAAUUUGCCUGUUGGAACUCACAGUGACACCGUUUGUGUCCCCUCUGAAACACUAUGGAAACACUCAAUGCCAGAUAGCUGCCAGAUACUGUAGCUUCACAACAAUACUCAUCACAGCUUGCCCUGUUCAGAUUUGCCUUAACAGAGAGUGGCAGUGUCGUAUCCUGCUCUGUUUGAAUGUGUAUUUGUUUCCAUGUGUAUGGUUUGUACAGUACAUGUGUGCUACGUGGUAAAGCGGCGUGCGGCUGGCAUGUGUCAUUUAAUUGGAAAUAGCCAAACUCUUUUACGCUGUGUUAGUUAAGCUGCAAAUUCGGGACAUUUGAUGUCCUUUGUGUUGUGAUAAUAUGUCACACACACAAACAAAAGUCUGGGUCAAAUUUUGAUCGGAGCUGAUGCUCCUGUGUGAGACACAACGAGCUGUUGGCAGAUUAGAUUUGUAUGAGAUUACACCCAGUUUGGAGUGUGGUGGUUCUGAAAGACCCUCUUCUUCCUCACAGUCACACAGUGUGUGUGUGUGUGUGUGUGUGUGUGUUUUUGUGUUUGCGCAUGUGUGCGUGUGUUCCUGUACUUUUAUCUUUGUGUGGACCAUUUUAAGCAU